AUGGACCACGGCGACGUCCUUGUCCGCCAGCACAACCGCUCUCUUGUGGGGCUCCUCCGCAGCGGUCGCUUCUCUGCCGCCCGCCGCCUUUUCGACGCGCUUCCUGCCCGCUCCGUGGUCACAUGGAACUCGCUCCUCGCGGCGCUCUCGCGCCGCAGUGACGUGAGAGCUGCGCGGUCCUUCUUCGACGCCAUGCCGGUGCGAGACAUCAUCUCUUGGAACACGCUCCUUGCUGCGUACGCUCGAUCGCUGCAACCCGAUCACCUCGCCGCCGCGCGCCGUCUGUUCGACGAGAUGCCUCAGCGCGAUGCCGUCUCGUGGAGCACACUUCUCAGCACCUACACACGCCGCGGUCUCAUGGAGGAAGCCCAGAGGCUCUUUGAUGAGAUGCCACAUAGGAAUCCGGCUUCUUGGAAUACCAUGGUCACGGGGUUCUUUGCUAUUGGCCAAAUGAGGAAGGCACUCAAUGUGUUCGAGGCAAUGCCUGUCAAGGACUCUGCGUCACUCUCUGCAAUGGUCUCUGGUUUUAUCAGGAACGGUUGGUUGCACGAGGCUGAUGAGCUGCUUACAAAGCGCUUGAGGGCAAUGGACAUGGACAAGGCUGUUGAUGCUUUCAACACCCUUAUUGCUGCAUAUGGACAAACUGGGAGGGUAACUGAUGCAAGGAGGUUAUUUUCUAUGAUUCCAAAAACACAGAGCCAGCACAAGGGGCAUAAGAGGAGGGUGUUUGAGAGGAAUGUUGUGUCGUGGAACUCGAUGAUGAUGUGCUAUAUCAGAACUGGAGAUGUUUGCUCAGCUAGGACAUUGUUUGAUGAGAUGCCAUAUAAGGACUGGGUGUCAUGGAACACUAUGAUAUCAGGGUACACUCAAGUCUCAGACAUGGAGGAGGCAGAGAAGCUGUUUUGGGAAGUGCCAGACCCUGAUGCAGUGACCUGGAAUUUGAUGAUACGAGGGUUUACACAAAAAGGGGAUGUGGAACAUGCUCGGGGAUUCUUUGAUAGGAUGCCAGAGCGGAGCACCAUCACGUGGAAUACAAUGAUAUCGGGUUAUGAGCUAAAUGAGGAUUAUAAUGGUACAAUCAAGCUAUUCCAAAGGAUGCUAGAAGUUGGUGAGAGGCCUGAUCAUCACACUUUAUCUUCAGUUCUAGCAGCAUGUGCGUCACUUGCCAUGUUGCGCCUUGGGGCUCAGCUCCACCAACUUAUUGAAAAAUCAUUUCUGCCAGAUACGGCAACCAACAAUGCACUUAUGACAAUGUACUCCAGAUGUGGUGAACUAACCAGUGCAAAGGCCAUCUUCAGCCAAAUGCAUACACAAAAAGAUUUAGUUUCUUGGAAUGCACUGAUAGGAGGUUAUGAGCACCAUGGUAAUGCUACAGAAGCGUUGCGCCUGUUUGAGGAGAUGAGGAGUGCCAAGGUUAUGCCAACUCACAUAACUUUUAUUUCUCUCCUGAGUGCAUGUGGAAAUGCUGGCCUUGUCUCCGAAGGCCGGGUGGUUUUUCAUACCAUGGUUCAUGAGUACGGCCUUGCUCCUAGGGUUGAGCACUAUGCUGCGCUUGUCAAUCUCAUAGGGCGACAUGGCCAGCUUGAGGACGCAUUGGAGGUGAUCAAGAGCAUGCCAAUUGCUCCAGACCGAGCUGUGUGGGGAGCAUUCCUGGGAGCCUGCACUGCUAAAAAGAAUGAAGCGCUGGCUGAGGUGGCUGCCAAUGCAUUAUCCAAGAUUGAUCCUGAGAGUUCUGCUCCAUAUGUUUUGAUGCAUAACUUACAUGCCCAUGAGGGGAGGUGGGGAAGUGCAUCUGUGGUUAGAGAAGACAUGGAACGGCUAGGGAUUCACAAGCAUCCAGGCUACAGUUGGAUUGAUCUGCACGACAAGGUGCAUGUCUUCAUCUCAGGGGAUACCUCGCAUCCCCUUACCCAGGAGAUUUUUUCAGUGUUAGAAUGUUUUUAUAGGUCAUGUAGAGAUUGGAGCUAG
Miscanthus lutarioriparius is the source of this 1968-nucleotide messenger RNA. The record is from the annotation of a GenBank genome assembly. Lineage: Eukaryota; Viridiplantae; Streptophyta; Magnoliopsida; Poales; Poaceae.